Messenger RNA from Drosophila grimshawi, 3341 nucleotides. Its product is annotated as beta-mannosidase. Lineage: Eukaryota; Metazoa; Arthropoda; Insecta; Diptera; Drosophilidae. The transcript is spliced from 10 exons. The record is from RefSeq and is a predicted model, not a curated record. Gene Ontology annotation, biological process: glycoprotein catabolic process. Gene Ontology annotation, molecular function: beta-mannosidase activity. Bases 343 to 3057 code for a protein of 904 amino acids.
UAUAUGAUCCAAUCAAUAUUCACCUCGAUACCCGCACAUGCUCGAAGAUUGUGGCAGUUCAGAUGAUAGUGUUACGGAGAUAUUUAUACCACCAGAGUUUAUUUUUUCCACCAUAGCCAAUCGAGCUGAUAAGCCAGCCAAUAAGUACGUUGAAAAGUUUGUUGAGUGUUCCAAUCAUUCAGUUAUUAACGUGAUUUCAACUCGAUACCUUGUGCUCUAGAUAUUGUUAAAAAUAAAUGAAAACGCGCAGUGCAAAACAAAAAGUGAUAAGAUUUAAACAAUAAGAAAUAUCUCAAUAUACUCAAUGCGACACUGAUUGAAAACAAAGAAAAUUCGUUGAAAAUGAUUUACCUCUUUGGUAUUUUGUUGCUCCUACUUCCGCAACUGAAUGCCAAAAAUGUGCUAGUCGAGGAGUUGACAAAGGGCUGGUCCUUGAGGGAGAGCGGCUCUACGAAGAAAUUUAACGUGGCAAAAAUUCCAUCCGGGGUUUAUACAGCUCUUAAAAGUGAAUAUGGUGAUCUGCUGGAUCCUGGCAAUGAUAUUAAACUGCGUUGGAUAGCAAACAAAAACUGGACUUAUAGCACAAAAUUCGCAAGGGCCGAUGAAUUGGGUCACGAGAGUAAAGUGAAUCUAACAUUCCACGGAAUUGAUACAGUGGCCAAGAUCUGGUUAAAUGGCGAAUUCCUUGGCGAGACAAAUAAUAUGUUUGUGCGGUAUUCCUAUGCCGUUGGUAAUAUUCUCCGCCGAAGUCCUGACCUGAACCAGCUAGAGAUCGAGCUACUCUCCCCGCUGGCCGUGGCGAAUGCACGUGCCAAAGAGCUGGAGGACAAGGGCAUUAGCGCUCCGCCCAGCUGCCCGCAAUCUCAAGGCGAUGUUGAAUGUCAUCGUAACAUGUUGCGUAAAAUGCAAAUGAGCUUUGGAGGUGAGUGGAAUCCGGCAGCAUUGUCGUCCGGCAUAUGGAAACCGGUGACCCUUGAGUACUACACGGUCGCCAUACUUCGUGAUGUGGACGUGGCAAUCAAUCGCAACAGUACUCACUGGAUAAUGGACUGUCGAGCAGUUCUAAGCACAGCCGACUCUGAGUAUUUCCAUGCUCAGCUAGUGGUCUAUUCCAGCGAGCUGCUGGAUGAGCCGUUUGUCGUUGAGAAAAGUCUGAACUAUGCGUCGCCUCAUCUGGAAUUUCAGGUUGAUAUACCGAAAGAGCGCGUCAAGCUCUGGUGGCCCAAUGGCUACGGAUCACAGCAGUUGUAUCCAGUACUAUUUAGGUUGAAGACUUAUCGGAAUAAAGAUGAGCCAAGUUUGAGUUCACGCACGGACUCGCAGAAAUUGCUGCGUAUUGGAUUUCGGACAAUCAAAUUGGUGGAGGAUAAGGAUGACCGUGGUCGCACUUUUUAUUUUCGUGUUAACGAUCAUCCAAUCUUCAUGAAGGGCGCCAACUAUGUGCCGGCUCAGACCUUACCCGAACUCUCGGCCGAAACAGAAACAGUGCAGCAUCUGCUGAAAUCGGCCCAGCUAGCCAACAUGAAUAUGAUACGCGUCUGGGGUGGUGGCCUUUAUGAGUCGGAUACCUUUUAUAGUCUGGCUGACUCGUAUGGCUUAUUGGUAUGGCAGGAUAUGACGUUUGCAAGAGCAACCUAUCCCAUCGACGAUGAGCUAAUGGCCUCCAUGGGCCUUGAGGCUGUACAAAAUGCACAGCGACUCGCCUAUCAUGCCAGUCUGGCAUUGAUUGUGACUAAUAAUGAGAUCGAACUAUAUCUGGUUAAAAAUCGCACUGAUUUCGGUGAAGAUGCGAUGCGUCUUGAGAAUGAAUAUAAGCUACUAUUUGUGGGCAAUCUAUGUGCCGAGCUAAAUAUAAUCUCGCGAAAUGAUUUCAAUCCUCGUCCCGGUCCCAUGAUCUCCACACCCUCGCUGGGAAUUCUCGAGUCCGGCAAGGAACUAGCCAAGGAUCCCCAGAGUCCAGACUAUGGAGAUGUACAUUUCUAUGAGGACGAACAAGAUUCCACUUCGCAGGUUAUUUACCCGCCGGCUCGUUUCAUCUCUGAAUUCGGCUAUGCCAGUCUGCCCAUGCGUUCGUCCUGGCAACGUGUGCUCGGCGAGAAUCAGACUGAGGAGAACUUAGCGGCACUAAUACGCCAACGGCAGCAUAAUUCAAGGGGCUUUAUUCCGAUAUUAAUGGAAAUUGCUUACCAGCUGCCAUUCAAAAUACACGCCUGGGAUGAUAAUAUCGAUGAAUUUAUCUACUUCAGCCAGGUGGUCCAGGCAAUGAACACCAAAGCAGCCUUUGAACUGUUUCGCAGCAGGCGAGGCGAUUACCAGACAAUGGGCGCACUUGUCUGGCAGCUAAAUGAUGUUUGGAUAGCGCCCACAUGGUCCUUCAUCGAUUUCUAUGGCAACUACAAGUUGGCUUUCUACUGGGCAAAGGAAUUCUUAGCACCAACCAGUAUAAUUACAUUCUACAAUGAAUCUGGCGAUCACCUGAAGAUAACUGUCACUCGCGAGAAUUACAUAGAAACUCCCGAUGUGCAGCUAUAUAAUAUUCACAUCAAUACAUAUCUGUGGAAUGAUAUUUUCUCCAAAAAGGUCAUCGCGCGAGCAAUCGGCUUGCGCUCAAGUUCGUUGGAUGAGUUGACCAUACCUCUGGAGUCAGUUCUAUACGAAGACCAUACUAAGGAGGAAAUCUUCUUGGAAAUCCUUCUAAAGGAUAACGAUGAGAUUGUGGCACAAAACUACUUCUAUCCGGUGCCCAUCAAGCACAUUGUCGGCAUUAAAGAUCCGGAACUUAGGCUCGAAGUUGUGGGUAUCGACUGCAAUAGUGUAAAAACACCCUACAGUAAUAGUUUCAGUUUGCGUAUAACUGUUAAAUAUCCAGCCCUGUUCGUUUACUUGGAGCUGAUCCAUCCGGAAUAUGCAAGUUUGAGGCACACAUUCUCCAUGAAUGGCUUCAUUCAGACGGUUCCCCGUCAAAAUAUAUACUUGGAUUUCGAAAUCAAUUCGAAAUGCUUGACUCUCAAAAGUUCGGAUAUCGCAGUAAAGACCAUGAACCAAUAUUUGCAAUGAGUAUUAUAAUGAAUGCAAUAUAACAUAUAUUCUUGUAUAAAUACGACUAAGUUAAAAAAAAUAUAUAACUAGACCGAUUUUAAGAAACUUAAUGAUGUCUAUAUUUAAAAACACAAACCAAAUAGUUGCCACACUUUUGUGCCCACGCCUUUGACUAUACAUAGCGUCGAUUAUAAUUAUGAAACGGCUAUGUUUUUCAGUUUCUUAUGAUAAAGAAGAGUUAAUUAAGAUAGCUAAACAAACAGAAGGUAAUAAUAAUGAUAUUGGUUAAAAAAGGAGUUUGA